CUGGGAUCCUCUGCUCUGACUUGUGACCAGGUUUGACAGACUUUGCUGAAAUUGUUCUUCAACAUGAAUCCAGCAGUGAGCCUCCUGUGUUUCUUCCUGUGCCUGAGCCCCACAGUGUGUGACCGGGUCUAUGUCCACCCCUUCCAUUUGUUUUCCUAUAAUAAAAGCAGUUGCGAGGAGCUGGACAACUUGACGCAGGAGGAGAAAAUGUUUGUCCCCAUUUCCAUUGAGUCCCAAACCAUCCCUGCCUACGAAGAGAACCUGAAAGACAAAACCAAGCUGGGAACACAAAGCUCGGAUACCAAGCGUGACCAAAGGCUGAGUUACUUGAAAGACCUAGUGCAUGUUCUUGGUGUGCGCUUCUAUGGUGCGCUGAAGGAAACGCUGAAGGGUGAAAACUAUCUCCUGUCACCUACCAAUCUCUACAGGUCUUUGUUGUCGAUCUACUUAGGGGCCUCUGAACAGACGGCAGCUGAUUUACAGAACUUCUUGGGAUUCUUUCCCCCUUCCGGUGACCCAGACUGCACCUCCAAAGUGGAUGGACACAAAGUCCUUUUGACCCUGAAGACCAUGGAUGAUCUGUUCCUCUCAAGUGGAGCUGAUGAUCUGCUUUCUACCAAGCUUUCCUGCCUCUUCUCUGCUCCCAGUGUGCGUUUAUCCGAAUCACUCGUGCACAGCCUGGCCUCUUCUGCCGAUUAUUUCUAUGCCCGAGCUGUUGACUUUACGAACCCAAGUCAGGCAGCAGAACUAAUUGAAAGCUUUGUGAAGGGCAAAGAUGUCAGCAGAACCCAGAAUGUACUGACAAAUAUAGACCCUUCUACCACCCUGCUGUUUGUGACUUACAUUCAGUUUAAAGCCAAUGUUAAGAGAGCCUCCCAAGUGAAAGAGCUUCAGGAGUUCUGGACUGACUCAAGCACAAAGAUCCUGGUACCUAUGAUGUCCGUAACUGGAACAUUUCAGUACAAGAGGGACGACAGCAAGAAUUUUUCUGUAAUCGAAGUUCCUGUCAGUGAGAAUGCUUUACUUGUACUGGUGCAGCCCAUCAACAGCAAUGACCUGAACAAGAUAGAGUCGGAACUUUCCUUGGAUCCAUCUUCUGCUUGGCUGCAAAAUCUAUCCCCAAGACAUAUUAAAUUAUCUUUGCCAGAGUUAACAAUACAAAGUGCAUAUGACCUUCAGGAACUGCUCACAAACAUGAAUUUGUCUGCACUGCUGGGGAAGAAAGCAAAUCUUACUAAAAUAAGCGAUGCCAAUCUUACUGUUGGAAAGGUUAUAAAUAAGGCCCUUUUUAAACUGAAGAAUGGAGUAGAUCUACCAGAAGACCUCUUGGAAGAAAAUGGAGGCUCGCUGCCACUGGAAGUAACACUGAACAAACCGUUCCUACUAGCAGUUUAUGAGAAGAAUUCAAAGACAAUGGUUUUAAUUGGCAGAGUAACAAACCCACUGAACAGUUUUUAAGGCCAAGGGCUGCAGGGUGGGGCAGGGGGAGUGGAAAGAAGGGCAAAGCAUCCCAUGUUUCUAGUCCCCAUUUCCCUCUUCUAGCUAUGAUCCUGUUGAGCAGCUGGAGUUAGCUUUGAAAUGAAGUAGUUGAUAACUUUUAAAAG
This is a messenger RNA of Chelonoidis abingdonii (Abingdon island giant tortoise), 1604 nucleotides long. It is a transcript of the gene AGT, whose product is annotated as angiotensinogen. Gene Ontology annotation, biological process: regulation of apoptotic process; regulation of systemic arterial blood pressure by renin-angiotensin. Gene Ontology annotation, molecular function: serine-type endopeptidase inhibitor activity. Lineage: Eukaryota; Metazoa; Chordata; Testudines; Testudinidae. The record is from RefSeq and is a predicted model, not a curated record.